AUGACCUACACAUCAGAAAAGCCAGAGGACCCUGAACGCGGGCUAUUGAUCAAGUCACCGGUGAAUUAUGAAACAGAUGAGAAGAUCGAAUACGCCAGUGAUCAUGAAUCCGAGGCAUCUACAGAGAGAUUGAUCCCAGGGCCUAGCUUCUUUAUCUGGACUGGGAUCAACAUCCUCUCAACCGUUGCCAUCGUCUUCACCAACAAAUCCAUCCUCUCAGACCCCUCAUUCCGCAACUGCCAAGUAUCAUUCGCAGCAUAUCACUUCUUUGUCACAGGCGCGACAUUAUGGGCCGCGUCGCGUCCCUGGUGUGGCUUCUUUGUCCCCAAAAGCGUAGCAAUCAUCCAGAUGCUCCCCCUCGCCGCAGCAAUGUGUAUCCAAGUGAUCCUCCAAAACCUAGGACUCGCACACUCCUCCGUCAUGUUCCACCAACUGGCCCGGCUACUCCUCACCCCGGUAACCGCUUUACUCAACUAUUUGCUCUACGGGGCUAGAAUCCCCCGAGCAGCCAUCCUCCCACUCAUGCUCCUCUGCGCCGGCGUAGGAAUGGUCUCAUACUACGAUUCCCUCCCCACAACCGACGGCAAAGUCACCACUUCGCUCUCGGGCAUCAUGUUCGCAUUCUCCGGCGUGGGUGCAAGCGCAAUCUACACCGUGUGGAUCGGACACUACCACAAGAAACUAGAAAUGAGCAGCAUGCAACUGCUGCUCAACCAAGCACCCGUCAGCGCGGGAUUGCUCCUCUGCACAAUCCCCUGGAUCGAGACCCCGCCGACGGUCUCGUUUGUGCCGGCGUCAACAUGGGCUCUUAUCUUGAUGAGCGGCAUUUUUGCUUGUCUGGUCAAUCUCUCCGGUUUCUACAUUAUCGAUGCUGCAGGACCGGUAAGCAGUACCGUCAUCGGGCAAUUGAAGACUUGCAUUAUUGUGGGCCUGGGAUGGGCUUCCAGCCGCCAUAUCAUCAUGGGUCAGAGUGUUUUGGGAAUCUUUAUGGCGUUGGUCGGCAUGAGCAUGUGA
This is a messenger RNA of Aspergillus pseudotamarii, 1014 nucleotides long. RefSeq lists its product as uncharacterized. The record is from RefSeq and is a predicted model, not a curated record. Gene Ontology annotation, cellular component: Golgi apparatus. Gene Ontology annotation, molecular function: antiporter activity. NCBI's taxonomy places the organism in Eukaryota, Fungi, Ascomycota, Eurotiomycetes, Eurotiales, Aspergillaceae. The coding region runs from base 1 to 1014 and encodes 337 amino acids. The transcript is spliced from 3 exons.